UGGUCGCACUCCUCUGGUCAGGGUGUCUGUGGAGUCAGGUCCAAGGCCUGGCCCUUGUUGGUUUCACCCUGAUUCCCCCACCUGGUGUCCGAUCCACCUGGUGGCUCAAGGCCGGCCCUUUUGGCAUCUGCAGACGUUGCCUCCUUCAUCGAUAUCCCCUGCCACUGGGGUCUCCAGGCAGGUAGACCACAUUACAGGCCAAUGGUUUGUUGGAUAGAGUCGACCAGCCAACCACAACAGUCCUCCAUGCUUCUCUUUCUGACACCCAUUGGGCAGACUGUUUGCCUUGGUGGCUCAACUCUGAAGGGAUACGUCACCUGCUGAACUGGCUAGUGGGUCAUGACAUCCGUCGCUAUCGUCCACGGCUGUUGGUGCCAACGAACUUAGGGUAGGACUGCUCAUAUUUUCCCCAUCUGGAUGCUCAAACUCCAAAGGUCCCUUUUGAAUCUCAUGAAUGAACGAUGAAUGCAUGCGAUAAAGGACGAUAAAGAGACUGGGAAGGCUUGGAAGAGAGGAGCAUGACAUGAAGAUUGAAUGAUGCAAUGCAUGGUGGGUUGGUGGAUGUAGGAUUGGAAGCGGGGGAGACAUGAUCAAGGCUAUGAGGCUUUGAAAAAUGAUCCUGAAGGAAAAAUGAUAAAAGGAUGAGAUUGUGGAAUGAAGGGCAACAAAGGAAACAUUGAAUGAUGAAGGUAUAAAGGCAGGAAGGACAGAAGGAACAAUACUAAGAGAUGUUAAAAGACAGUUUGGUUGUAAAAUGACUGUUUUAUCGCAACAGUUUUUUGUGAUUUUGAGGUUGAAGGCGUAUGGAUGAGGCUGAGUCACCUAUUCUGAGGCCCUUAUUCUCACAGGUGAUGGGCUGGUGAGGCUUCACGAAACAGCGCCACCUAGUGAGCACUGAAAUAGUCGUGUGUGUGUGCGACUGAAUCGCGAGUACUUUGAAGGCAAAUAUCUGCAAUUUAUCGUCAAGUUACUGUGGUUGAAAGUCUUGAUGUGCAGGAAAGAGAAGAUACUUGACGAAUGGAAGUCAAGCCAAGAAACUGGGAAUUCAACCCACAUCCCUUUUCAAAACAGCGACCUGGAAGGUUUGGCCUUUAAUCCCUCCGAUGACACCAGAUGAAGAAAGGGAGCGCUGUCAAACAGAAACCUGGGUGGGAACCAGACAACGUGUUUAUUCAACAGUUAAACAAAAGACUGUCGCCACUAUGACAAGAGGACACUCUCACAGCAGAUGACGCGCCUCUUACCGUGUCACAAACAUAUGGUCCAUAAUGUGUGAGAGAUUUGACGCCGGAGAAUUUCCAUGUUUCAUCCAUCACUUCACUGCACACUGGAAGGACAAACAGAUAACCAGCAGUGAAGGUGACAUGCUGCUGCUUGGAGAAACAUCCAAUAACAAUGGAUCCUGAAACACAGGACAGUUUGAGUGUCGGGGAGGAAAGUUUAAAUUUUGCUUAUGUUUCAUUCACUUUCACAUGUAUUUGAGUGAGAGUCCCCGCGUCCGAUUCUCUCAUUGGUAUUUAAUGAAAAGAAAAAAGUUUCAGUUCUGCCAAUCCACAUCUCAGGCUGGAACACGUGCGGUAAUUUUCCAGAGCCCUGUGAGGACACACACACUCUGUAAAAAUGAGGCGUUGCGCACCGCUUCUUCCUCACUCUUUUUUUUUUUGUGAACGAGCAGAAACAUGAAUGAUUCCUGCGAAUCUGUAAUGAAUGGAAGUGAAGGCAAAUGAAUGGAGCGCGGAGGACACGCUCCCUCUGGAACUGUUGCUUUUACUCUCCUCGGCCACUGAGCGACAGUAGAUCUCCCUGUGAAUAAAAAGCUCUUCCUCCCCGGAAUGUUUGAUCACACGCUGGGAAGGUUUGAAGUUGCGGCUGCAUGUCGCCGAUGAGAAGUGGAUGGAACCGGAGACUCCGCGGCGCGCACCGAGAGGAGACCGCGCUGGAGCCGCCUCUGCCGGGGAGAAGCCACAGCGGUUCGGCGACAGCCGGAGGAAGAGACAGCAGACCGGAGCGAGGAUGAAGAUGACGGCGGCGCGACGCUCCGACGUUCCAUCACCGGCGGCUGUGCUGGCAUCCAUGCGUUAGGACGCAUGGCGCAGCGGUGAAUUCACGCUCGGCUGGGGAACUUGCGCGCCUGUGUACAAUGAACAUAAAUGGUUCUCAGGUGAACAGCACCUCGCCGGACCCCACGAACACCGUCCUGAACCGCCCGCCCUGGGUCACCACAACUUUAGGGUGCUUCCUCAUCGUCACCAUCGUGGUGGACAUCCUCGGAAACCUGCUGGUCAUCAUCUCCGUCUACCGGAACAAGAAGCUCCGGAACGCAGGAAACAUCUUCGUGGUGAGUCUGGCCGUUGCAGACCUGGUGGUCGCCAUCUACCCGUACCCUUUGGUCCUGACCUCGAUCUUUCACAAUGGCUGGAACUUGGGUUACAUGCACUGCCAAAUCAGCGGCUUCCUCAUGGGAGUCAGCGUCAUCGGCUCCAUCUUCAACAUCACCGCCAUCGCCAUCAACCGAUACUGUUACAUCUGCCACAGCCUCAAAUACGACAAACUCUACAGCGACAAGAACUCGGUGUGCUACGUGCUGCUGAUCUGGGCUCUGACUGUGGUGGCCAUCGUGCCCAAUCUCUUCGUGGGCUCGCUGCAGUACGACCCCAGGGUCUACUCCUGCACCUUCGAGCAGUCGGCCAGCUCGGCGUACACCAUCGCGGUGGUUUUCUUUCACUUUAUUUUGCCAAUCAUGAUUGUCACAUACUGCUACCUUCGCAUUUGGAUACUGGUCAUCCAGGUGAGGAGGCGGGUGAAGCCGGACAAUCGCCCCAAGCUGACGCCCCACGAUGUGAGGAACUUUGUCACCAUGUUUGUGGUGUUCGUGCUGUUCGCGGUGUGCUGGGCGCCACUCAACUUCAUCGGCUUGGCGGUCGCCAUCAAGCCGGAGGUGGUCAUUCCCUUAAUUCCCGAGUGGCUGUUCGUGUCCAGCUACUUCAUGGCCUAUUUCAACAGCUGCCUUAAUGCCAUUGUCUACGGCAUGCUGAAUCAAAACUUCAGGCGCGAGUACAAGCGCAUCGUGGUGUCAGUGUGCACGGCCCGCAUCUUCUUUCAGGACAGCUCCAACGACGCCGGCGAGAGGCUCAAGAGCAAACCCUCGCCUCUCAUGACCAACAACAACAGGGUGAUGAAGGUCGACUCCGUCUGAGCUCAGAGGAACCACGCUCUCCACCAAGAUGGAGAGGACGACUGAAGACUACCAAAUAUCAAUAUAGCGCAGCCUUGAACCUUCGAGCUGACAGACUCCAGUCAGGUGCUAUCUGGCCCAUAAACAAUCACAGAAAAAAGCAGGGGUGCAUAUAAUCUUUGUAUUUUACCAAGCACUUUGGUUUCUUCUGCAGUAGUAGUGCAGUAAUACAAUGAUGUCUGUUUUUGGUUUCAUUUGUUUACAGUAACAUGAUAUCAAUGUAUCAUUAUAUGAAGUAUUUAUUUUGUAUCAAAUGUAGAUAUAUUAGUAAACUAUAUAUAUCAGGUUCCAAAUGUAGUAAAAAAAAAAAUCCACAAAGAUGUGAUGGAAAAUAUGAUGAAGCCAAUUCAAUUUGUCACACUGUACACAAAGUGCACACAGGACGUGGGCUGCUGCUGUCUUAUUAUAUAUCCUGCAUUACUCUUCCUUAUACUAGGUGCAGUAUAUAUUUUAGUAAAAAGGGUCUCUCUCUCUCUCUCUCUCUCUCUCUCUCUUUCUGUCCGUCUUCUUUGUUGAUCUCUCUCUGCCAAUCCUGUGAUCUCAGUAUACUAUAUGCAUGAAUAUCAGGAAUUGUUCAUCUGCAAAAUA
Molecule: messenger RNA, 3823 nt
Organism: Synchiropus splendidus (mandarinfish)
Lineage: Eukaryota; Metazoa; Chordata; Actinopteri; Syngnathiformes; Callionymidae
Gene: mtnr1aa
Product: melatonin receptor 1A a
Exons: 2
Coding region: 2141-3196 (351 amino acids)
Biological process (GO): G protein-coupled receptor signaling pathway
Cellular component (GO): membrane
Molecular function (GO): melatonin receptor activity
Source: RefSeq, a predicted model, not a curated record